GUUUUACGUCACAGCUGCUGCGAGAUGAAAAAGUCACGAACACGGAAAGGUCAAAACCUCUAGAAAGAACCACACGAAGAACAAAUGUGCCCACUGCUCUGAUUCUGGCAUUUUGUGCAGGCCGUUCGUGCUUUCAAGGUUCUUUAGACACCAAACAAACGAACAGCAAACCAUCUUAAGGAUGAUUUUCCCUUUGGAAUUCCUUAGAAUUUUACGUUUGUUUGGCGAAUUCCUCAGCGAAACCUGAAAAGGAGACCAAAGUUCAGAGGAGGCUUGGUAUACUCUCCCCAGACUUUCCUCGGGUUUGUGGUAAAAGUACGACAUGACUGAGGAGGCUGCGUUUCCUACGAAGAGGCGACUCUGGUCCAAACAAGCAGAACGUCGCUAUUCACGGAAACAAAUAACAGACUUACGCAAGGAACUGCUCUAAAAGAGGAUAUCAAGAGUUCGCAGUGGCGGGUGCUCUCAAGAAACUCAACUUACAUGUGCAGCCAGGUUUCAAUGAAGCAAGAUUAAACCUAUAAGCUGGGCUUACCUGGAACGCGCUGAGCUUGCGAGCAGCUUGACAGAGACAGUGUCUUGAAACCGUUCUAGCUGAGAGCUGAUCGAGACAGAUCGUCCUUGCCAUCGAUUCAACAUCAUGCAGAUCUCAAAAUUUAAAAGUUGCGUUUUUCUGAUUCUGGCAUUUCUCGGAGCUGUUUGCGGUUUUCGCCGCAGUUCAAGUUCUUAUGGAAUAAGACCAAUUUCCCUCUACGGUUAUAGUAACCCGCGUGCUCGAAGCCAAACCGCACACCAUCCGGCCAAUCGAUUGGUUCUGGACCCAUCUAACAAGCUACCGCUGUACAAGAAAACUGGUCAAAAAAGACACCAUGGAAAGGCACCAAGCCCUCCAAAGCCUGGAAACCAGGGUGAUGAGAGCAAAUCUUCUGGUGGACAAUACUGUAUAUACCAGAAACCAAAACAAGUCACGUGCAAUGUGGCGCACAUGAAACGAGUCACGAACAGAUAUAAGUAUUAUUGUGGAACACAGUCUCAGGACAAAGUAUGCACAGGUUAUAGAGUUUCGUAUCGUCCAGUGUACAAAGUAGAAGUUAGAACGGUUAUGGUGUCAGUGAAAGAUUGUUGUCCCGGAUUCACAGGUCCGGAUUGUAGUCAAGCCUGUUUUAACUGCACCAAGUUCCUUUUAUGGGAAAGCCGAUUAUCUGCACUGGAAAAGAGAGCUGGGACGUCUGCAGCUGCCACCAUAUCUAAUGACGAUGUCAUCUUUAGGGGUAAUACGGGACCACCGGGACUCCCCGGCCCUCCGGGACCCCCAGGAAGACCGGGGAAGAGGGGAGAACCAGGACCUGGAGGUUCUAAAGGUGUAGGAGGAUCCUCUCAGGGCCCUCAGGGUCCAAAAGGACAAAAGGGAGACUCGGGCGCACCAGGUCCGGCCAUGGUAGUGACGGGAGAUCCGGGUCCUCCUGGAUCACCUGGACAACGAGGCCCUUCAGGUCCACCAGGACGAAAAGGAGAGCCAGGGAAGUCAGUACAAGGACCGAUAGGAUUACGUGGACCGCCUGGACCCUCAGGGGAACCCGGGCGACCGGGCAUCGGCACUUCGCCAGAAGAGUUGUCUGUACUGAGAGAACAAAUAAAACAGCUGUCCGCCAUAGUCAAAGACCUGGACGAAAAAAUUUCCAGAUGCGAGUGUUCGUCAGGCACAAGCCGCCUGAGUGUGAACGAGAAAGAAACGGUCACCGCGUUACCUUUGUUCGCAACUCCAGCUCGUUAAAAGAAGGUCCUUUUCGUUCAGUUAACUCUUUCGCAUUUCCUCGUGUUAUUGGAAAAUAAUUUCGUCUGCUGUUCCAAAUUUAACUUAUUUAACCAAAUGCUAGCCGCUAUAAACCCCACCUAAAUUUUUUCGGGGAUUUUAAACACAUUUUAUUCGCCACUCGUGUAACCAAUACAGGACCGUGAUACAGCGUCCACUACGUUAUUUUACUUUUCACGAACAUCCAAGGGGAUUGAUGUCAACUAGAUAAUCAACCAAGAUCCGCCGGUGUCUGUAUCAAAGAUUUUAUCAAGUUCUAUGAAAGUAGAAUUAAAGGAUAAAAAAUA
This is a messenger RNA of Stylophora pistillata, 2100 nucleotides long. RefSeq lists its product as uncharacterized. The record is from RefSeq and is a predicted model, not a curated record. Lineage: Eukaryota; Metazoa; Cnidaria; Anthozoa; Scleractinia; Pocilloporidae. Gene Ontology annotation, molecular function: protein binding.